This is a messenger RNA of Pterocles gutturalis (yellow-throated sandgrouse), 3259 nucleotides long. RefSeq names its product zinc finger, CCHC domain containing 6 (gene TUT7). The record is from RefSeq and is a predicted model, not a curated record. The transcript has 16 exons. Lineage: Eukaryota; Metazoa; Chordata; Aves; Pterocliformes; Pteroclidae. Gene Ontology annotation, molecular function: RNA uridylyltransferase activity; nucleic acid binding; zinc ion binding. The annotation marks the transcript as partial.
AUGGGAGAUGCUGCAAAACCUCGCUUUGCUAAACAAAAUAAGGAACAGGAAACUUUACAUCAAGAAGAAUUAAAAGGAAGUCCCUUAAAGAAAGACUGCCGAGACAUGGAUGAAUAUGGAAAUGACCAUAGCAAUAAAAUAGGCACCAGCCUGCAAAAGAAAAAGGGAACAUCAGGUCAUUAUGGAAGCAGUCCCAGGCGAGGGCCACGUAGUGCUUUGAGUAGCCCACAUUCACUUAAAAACACAACUUACAGUCAAGGGUCAAAGUUAAGUGAUACCCAAAGAGACCAAAUUAAGAAGUGGAUAUCUGAUGACCACCGUGGUACUUCUGAGAGCUGGAGAGGGUACAGAUCUGUUGCCUGGCACAGCAGGACAAGAAGGGACUCUUUUCCUGAGGCUGAAGGUGCUGGAAACAGGAUUUUAAGACAACUUCGGGAAGACUUUAAGAGUGAAAAUGUGCCAGACAUGCAGAAAGGAAGCUCUGAAAUGAAGAAGCUUAGGAAACCAGGAAGAUCGAGAAGAACUAGAAAAGAUGAGUAUGAUCAAGAUGAAGUGGAUGGUCCAGUCAUAGAUGAAUCUGUGCUGUCGGCAAAAGAACUUCUAGGGUUGCAGCAAGCUGAAGAAAGAUUGAAGCGAGACUGCAUUUAUAGACUGAAGAAGCAACCUCGAAGCUACCCGUCAGCAAAAUAUACCUGCAAAUUGUGUGAUGUUUUGAUUGAGUCAGUGGCUUUUGCUCAUAAACAUAUUAAAGAGAAAAGACACAAGAAAAACCUAAAGGAAAAGCAAGAAGAACAACUGCUGACCGCUCUGCCUCCUCCAACACCUUCCCAGAUACAAGCUAUUGGUGUUGCUAUUGAAAAUGUAGUGCAGGAGUUUGGCUUAAAUAAUGAAGAUCUAGAAGGAAGACUCAACAUUAAAGCAGUGAUGGAAAACUUACUGCGUGAAAAAUUGCCAGACUGCUCAUUAAGAUUGUAUGGUUCCUCCUGUAGCAGAUUUGGUUUCAAAACUUCAGACAUAAAUAUAGAUAUCCAGUUUCCUGCCAGUAUGACUCAACCAGACGUUCUCUUACUUGUGCAAGAAAGUCUCCAGAACAGUGAAUCUUUUGCGGAAGUUGAUGCAGAUUUCCAUGCUAGAAUACCAGUGGUGGUGUGCAGAGAAAAGCAAAGUGGCCUUAUUUGUAAAGUGAGUGCAGGGAAUGAGAGUGCUUGUCUGACGACAAACCAUUUGGCUACCCUUGGAAAACUGGAACCUACUGUAGUACCUUUAGUGAUUGCCUUCAGGUACUGGGCAAAGCUGUGCUGUGUUGAUCGUCCUGAAGAAGGAGGCUUGUCACCUUAUGUGUUCGCUUUAAUGGUUAUUUUCUUUCUACAACAGAGGAAAGAGCCUUUCCUACCUGUCUAUUUGGGAGCAUGGAUUGGAGGAUUCUCAUUAAAUAAAAUAAAUAAUUUUCAUCUGAAAGAAGUUGAGAAUGAUGCUGUGGUUUGGGAGCAUAACCCCACCAAUGAUUCUGAUUUGCCACAACAAACUUCCCCUAGAAGGGGCAAGGUUCCCUUAGUAUUUGGUUCAGGACAGCAGUGUUCAGCACCUGCUGGUCAGCUCUGGGUAGAACUGCUUCGUUUCUAUGCCUUGGAGUUCAAUAUGGCUGAUUUGGUUAUUAGUAUACGGCUCAAAGAAACAGUGUCUCGUGAAUUAAAGGACUGGCCUAAAAAGCGCAUUGCUGUGGAAGACCCAUAUUCAGUCAAAAGGAAUGUGGCAAGAACUUUGAACAGCCAGCUGGUGUAUGAGUAUAUUCUUCACUGCCUGAGAGCAACUUAUAAGUAUUUUGCCUUGCCAAAAAAAAAAAGUGCAAAAUUGAGCAAAAAAUCUUCUCCAAAUGCCAGUGAGGAGAAAUCCCAAAUGCCAGACCAUGUACAAGAUGCUAUAAAGCGUGAAAACUCUGAGCUACAAGACUUGGAUGGUAGAACGAACACAGCCGUAGUGAAAGAUUGCAUAACGGAGACUACAGGUACACCCCAGACACAUAGAAGUGAUCCUUCAAAACUGUGUGAUGGCUCAGAAAGCUUCACAGAAGAAGAACUGGCUGACGAUAUAAGUCAUUUGGGAAUUGCCCAUGAAGACUCAGACUGCAUAAUUGAGGAAGUUCUUUCUGGAGAUAAUGAGGAUUUUAAACCAAGUUGUGAAGAGACAGAAAGUGGAAAUGAAGAGGAAGAAGAGGAGGAAGAGGAAGAACAUGAACAACUGAAAAGCCGAUGGAAUAAUAUCUUGACUACUGAGCAGGGAAUAGAUGAAGACAGUGAUAGUGGAGAUCUCCCCGUUACAGUGAAUGAGCGCGAUACAGAGACAUGUAGUACUUCAGACUUAGAAGGUUUUCAAAACGCUGCACUUACAGAGAGUGAUGAGUUUGGCUUAGAGUGCAGUGGUAUAAUGGAUGACAGGAUCGACAUUGAUGAGGAGAGCACUGAAGGUACUGAUGAACUAGAUGAAUCCCCAAAAAAAUUCAUACGUUCAGCACAGAGUCAAAUAUCCCAAAUUAUUAACUCAGAUGAUGAGGAGGAAGAAGCAAGUCUUCUAAACAAGAAAUCGUGUAGUGUUAUCAUAAGAGCUGGAGAUCAACUAGAAAACACAUACACUGGAUCUGGAGAUGACGAUGCACUGUCAGAGGAGGAAGAAGAUUUUUGCAUCCCCAAUAAAUACGAGGAAAAACAUUUUGAAGAAAAUGUGGAGGGAGCUCUGAGGAUCAAUUUGAGUGAAGAGGAUCUUACUGAGAAGGGAAGCCUUUCGGGAGAGAACACAGCAAUAGAAGUGUGUUUAGAAUCUGAACUCUUUUAUGAAUUCAGUAAACCAGCCUUUACGAAGGGCAAGUCUCCUACAGUAGUAUGUAGUUUGUGCAAACGGGAAGGUCAUUUAAAAAGGGAUUGUCCGGAGGACUUCAAGAAAAUUGAGCUUGACCCGCUGCCGGCACUGACACCCAAAUUUUCAGAUAUUCUAGAUCAAGUUUGUGUCCAAUGUUACUAUGAUUUUGCUCCAAAUAUUGUAGAGGAUCAGGCUCGGGAACAUAUAAGACAAAACUUGGAAAACUUCAUUAGACAGGAUUUUCCAGGAACUAAGCUGAAUUUGUUUGGCUCCUCAAAAAAUGGCUUUGGCUUCAAACAAAGUGACCUUGAUAUCUGUAUGACAAUGGAUGGGCUGGAAACUGCUGAGGGACUCGAUUGCAUCAAAAUCAUUGAAGAUUUAGCAAAAGUUCUCAAGAAACAGUCAG